This is a messenger RNA of Tetranychus urticae (two-spotted spider mite), 1147 nucleotides long. The record is from RefSeq and is a predicted model, not a curated record. Lineage: Eukaryota; Metazoa; Arthropoda; Arachnida; Trombidiformes; Tetranychidae.
AUUUUUGCCUAAACAGAUGAUUUGAAGCAAGGCUAAAGCGUUAGACUAAAAGAGGCCCUACUGUGUGAAUGAAAGAGCUUCCGUUUCAAUUUCAAUUUCCAUUGUUUCAUCUCACCAUUAAAGUCAUCAGCAACCAUCAUAAUUAGUAUGGACACCACAACCAUUAUAUUUUAUAUUCUUGUAUUUGCAGUGUUAUAUGCUAUUGAAAUACCUCAAUGCUACUGGUAUCGCUUUGAACAUUACUGGUGGCCAGACAAUAUUCAGCCAAAGAACAACGCAUUCAAAAACAAGCACAUCAACUCAUUUAGUUUUAUAAGAAAUUUACUGAAUGGCUCCAAUUCAGUUAGCCUGACAAAAGAUCAAGCAAAAGAUUUAGAUGGGAAAUUUACCAGAUAUUAUCCAAAAAGACGUCCUGGUACUAUCACAAUUUUGUCAACGAGACCAUCGUUUAAAGAUUACAAGCAUUUUUUCGGUAACUGCUAUUACACCGAAAAUGCUGUUAAAUUUUAUGACUACAUGCGAAGAAAAAUUGUCGAACGCAAUCAACGAUUAUUUGUAAGUUUCGCAGAUCGUGAUGGGAAAAAUUUUGAAGUCCACAUGCUCAACCAAAAUCGUUAUUGGUGGCUCCUAAUUUUGUACAAAGGAUCUAUGAUUUUGCCAAAUUUUAUAUGGUUAUGUAUUCGUAUGUUAUAUUCCCUAUCUAUUAGCAUUUUAAGUAGAUGCCGAAGUUAGCCGAUGCAGUAAGUCAUAAAAUCUUGGUCGAUAAAAUUGCGACCAAGACUAAGUCGAUACACUCGAAUAUCGACUAAGCUGACUCAAUAGCAUGAGAUCAAAAAACAAUGUAUUCCGUCUCUGAAAGGCUGGGCAAAAUCAUAAAUUCGUUGAAAUUUCUUUAUUUCUCAAAAUUAAAACUGAAAACAGUGAAAAUGAGUGUACUUGGUUGACUGAUAGUCAGUCAGUCGUUCAACAGUCGGAGUCGACUAGGUCGACUUACACUCAGUCGGUCACUCUAAAUUCAUUAUUCAGCCAAUCAAUGCAUCGACCAACUUCUGUGUCUAAUUUUAAGAGCUCGUCAAUAGAGUUUGAGCUUGAAGGGAAUAAGCAUCAAUAUUUAGUCUAUCGAUUGAUUUGGUCAUCACACAAAUAA